ACCCUCGAGUCUAACAUAGCACGUUUAGCUUGUAGUUUGCUCGCUGCGUGGCCUAAAACACCCUUUUUUUUCCUCCUUUUUUUUUGCUCCACAGCCAACAUGGCUGAGUUUGGGUUCAAUGAACAUCAUCAGAACGAAGUCAUCAACUACAUGCGGUUUGCACGUUCAAAGAGGGUGCUGAGACUCAAGACUAUUGACUCAUGCUUUGAAGAACUGAAAGACAGCAGGCUGGUGGAGGAAACCUUCACAGUUGACGAGGUGCGGGAGAUGCUGGAUGGGCUGCAGGCGGUGGUGCGUGGUGAGGUGGAGACGGAGCUCAUCAACACAGCCCACACAAAUGUGCUCCUGCUCAGGCAGCUGUUCUCCCAGGCUGAAAAGUUUUACCUCAGACUGCAGACUGACAUCUCAGAGCUUGAGAACAGGGAGCUGUUAGAGCAAGUGGCUGAAUUUGAGAAGACUGACUUUAAAACCGCAGACAAGAAAAACCAAGAAACAAGCAAACCAGGAAACAAGUUAGCACCACUGAAUGAAGGUGGGGUGUCUGAACUUCUUAACAAGGAGAUAACAAGACUACAGGGGGAAAAUGAUAAACUGAAAGCCAGGCUGCGGACUUUAGAAUCCCAGGCCAUGGGUGCAUUAGAUGAGAAAAGCAAGGCGGAGAGAGCCCUGAAAGAUCUUCAGAAGGUGCAAGGUGAACAGCAGCUUGCUGCUCACACCAAGGAGAUCAACAGUCUAGAGGGAACGGUUGCAUCUCUGAAGGAGGACUAUGAAAGGUCUCUUAGCAUCAGUGCUGCCUCCCAGAAGGACCUGCAGGACAAUUUGAUCUCCUCCAAACACGAGCUUCUGCGAGUGCAGGAGCAGCUGUCCAUGGCAGAGAAGGAGUUGGAGAAGAAGUUCCAGCAAACUGCAGCCUACCGCAACAUGAAGGAGAUCCUAACCAAGAAGAAUGAGCAAAUCAAAGACAUUAGAAAACGAUUGCAGAGAUACGAGCCCACCGAAUGAGUUCUAACCAAGACAGCUGCUUACAACAGAUGUCCGAGUGGUAAGACAGGACCAAAAUUUACGACUGUGGUGUGGGCAAGAAAACCGUCCGUUCCACCGCUGUAGGACAACAGAGACAGAAAAAAAACAAAAACUCAACAACACUUUCACAAGGGAUUGUUUAUACAAGCUUUAUCUGGCAUCUUCAGUAGUUAUUGGCUUUAGUACGAAGCAGAAGCGGUGAGGUUUGUCGGUACACACAUACACUACACUUAACACACAAAUGAAAUAGUGACAAAUAAUAGCCUUCUUCAGCUGUGCUUUUUUUCUACGUCUCAAUUUUGGAGCUCAUUUACAGUAGCUAGCAGACUUCCCUCAGUGCUCUAUGCAAUUACUACCAUGUCCCUGUUUAAAGAGGCCUUGUCCAUUUGCUGAACUGGACAGAUACUGUCUGCCUGAACCUUUGCAGUCUUAUUUAUCAGUUAUUUAUAGGUAAUGUUUAGCUUCUUAG
Molecule: messenger RNA, 1492 nt
Organism: Scomber japonicus (chub mackerel)
Lineage: Eukaryota; Metazoa; Chordata; Actinopteri; Scombriformes; Scombridae
Gene: lztfl1
Product: leucine zipper transcription factor-like 1
Exons: 10
Coding region: 100-1002 (300 amino acids)
Biological process (GO): negative regulation of protein localization to cilium
Cellular component (GO): cytoplasm
Source: RefSeq, a predicted model, not a curated record